Messenger RNA from Branchiostoma floridae (Florida lancelet), 3266 nucleotides. Its product is annotated as acyl-CoA:lysophosphatidylglycerol acyltransferase 1-like. Gene Ontology annotation, molecular function: acyltransferase activity. The record is from RefSeq and is a predicted model, not a curated record. The transcript is spliced from 7 exons. The coding region runs from base 301 to 1443 and encodes 380 amino acids. Lineage: Eukaryota; Metazoa; Chordata; Leptocardii; Amphioxiformes; Branchiostomatidae. Gene Ontology annotation, cellular component: endomembrane system.
GGUGAAAGUGGCCUGGGUAGCACGCAGGAAACAGAUCAGAUGUAACGUUAUCCAUUUUUCUCAAACGGCCAUUAAUCUGCACCAGAUUGUGAUUCGGUUCACGCCAGGGUUUUUCUGCAUCGACGAAGUGUUUGGACGGGGUUUUAGCGAGGAAGGUGCCGUGUGGGUGUCGGUAUGUGGGCGGGUCAUCCUGUCAUGAGCGGGAACAAACCAAGAUGGGAACAUUUAGACUCGACAAUGUUUGGUUGACAUAACUGAUAGUGUCCGACUACAGAAGAUCUGUGCACACAGACAGGUAGAAUGGCACUUGUUGAUCGCGUGACUCAACUGCAGUUGUGGCUUCUGCCAUGGACCUGGUACCUGCUGAGGAUUGCUCUGCGAUUAGUGUUUAUCACGGUCAACAACUUGUACGUGAUCCCUGCCCAUUUCCUGUGGUUGCUGUGUCUGCAGCCUGUGCGCAUACUCAGACCUGAACUAUUCUGGAGACUGGAGGGCAUCAUGUUCAAGUGGCUUUUGGCCCAGGUUGGCUGGUGGGGUUACAGUGCUGGAUACAAGAUAUACGAGUGUGGUGAGGACAUCUCUCACACCUACAGUGAUGAGGCAAUAGUUAUAGUGAACCACCAGUCCACAGCUGACGUGGCCACCCUUAUGGCCGCCCUUCAGCACAAGGGCCCAGUGGUGAGGCGCAUGAUGUGGAUCAUGGACUACAUCUUCCUGUACUCCAACUUUGGCUGGUGUGCCUGGACUCAUGGCGACUUCUUUCUGCAGCAGGGACAGCAGUACCGUGAGGUCAUGCUGAAGCUACUGAAGGAUCACCUAAAGACCAGGUAUCUGAACAGGAAUCACCAGUGGAUCAUUCUGUUCCCAGAGGGAGGAUUUCUCAGGAAGAGACGAGAACGGAGUCAGAAGUAUGCAAGAAAGCACAACCUGCCUGUCCUACAGCAUGUGGUGCUUCCUCGAAUCGGAGCCCUGAAAACCAUCCUGGACAGUGUUGGCCCACCAGUGACCCAUAGAAAUGGGCCACUACAGGAAAAUGGUGCAGUGCACUCAGAAGGUCAGCACAUUAAGUGGAUUGUUGACAUCACCAUUGCAUAUCAGGAUGGCAGACCGCUGGACAUACAGACCCUUGUAUCAACAUGGAGACCACCAUAUCCCACCACACUGCACUACAGAUAUUUCCCCAUUUCUGAGGUUCCGCGGGAUGAGGAAGGGCUGACAAAAUGGCUGUACAAGCGGUUUGAAGAGAAGGAGGAGCUUCUGUCCAACUUCUACUCCACGGGGAAGUUUCCCCCUGGUACGACACGACCAGGGACAAAAACUACAGACGAAGCCGUGGAGAUCAAAUUUAGCCCAUGGUGGAUGUUGUCUAUCCAUCUCUUCUACUUAUGCUCCUCUGCUCUGCAGUGGUACACUGUCAGUACAGUGUUACAGUGGAUCUCGUAAUUGGGAAGAUGACUUAAGUAGUGAAAUCACGGUGGGUCAUGUUAGUGCCUGUAAUGGGCAUGAUUGCACCUAAAGGCCCAAACUGUAUUGAGAUGGUUGAAACAUGCAUUCAAAGCCACAUAUUUCUGUUAAUUCAAUGUUGUAAGAGUUUCAUUUAGCAUGAAGCACCUGAGCAUUGUAGGCAAUUUUUGCAAACAACAUGUUACUUGCCGAGAGCUGUCUAGUUACUAAUAUGCAACAGUACAAUUCUGGGUAAGGCGGAGACCAUACCAUCCAGCUAAUCAGUUUGUCACUCUGUUUGCAGUCUUUGUGCCUUUUGCAGACAAUGCUGAAUCUGAAAAAUGAUUCCCCAAUUAAUUUUGAAAUUUUAAAUCUAUGGGAAAUAGAAUCACUUUCCCAGUUUUAACAUAGACUUUUGCCUUUGGGCUGAAUAUUAUAUCGUAGUAGACCUUUGACUUCAGAUAACAGACUAGAAAUGUCCAAAUGAUGUUUGAAAUCAUGAGUAGGUGCUCCAACCUAAGAUGGCAGCCAUUUUUGUUACAGGAAAUCAAGUGGCAAAUAUGUGAUCACUGACCUCAGAACAAAAUGAUGAAAUAGGGAGAACCAGAAAAGAGGCUGAUGUGUACUGAAGUUAUUUUAGCUAUUGUGAUAAUGUAACAGACUUUGGAACUAGAUAACAUUAAGUUUGCCUUGGUGCAAUUUCUCCCCUUAUUUCACUCCCCAUCAUCCAUCCUGAUCCUCUCCUUUAGUGCCAACUUUUCCAUAUGACAGCAGGAUGGCAGAUGUGAAAAUCAGUGGUCCUUUGACAUGAGAAUAUUUCUAUCAAAACAGCCGCGUUAGCCAUCAGUCAGUUUGUAAAGUAAUGCCACCCAUUUUGUACUGAGAAUUCCUGUCAGGGUUUACCAUGUACUGCUUUGCCUCAUAACAGAUUUUUUUACAGAAUAUGAAAAAAAAGGUAAUUAAAUCUUAUGACAGAAAGUUUUUAAUGAUGAAUGUGGCUCCCAUGAUUGCCUGAUGAAAAAUAGCAUGAUGGAGUUAACAAAAGAUGUAUAAAUGCUAAGAAGUGUUAGUUUUGUAGUGUCUCUUUAUUGCACUGAAAGAUCCUACAGCUAGUGAACUGAUGUUAUUUACUUUAAAUAUUGCAGUAGAUGUUUUGUUUCAUGACUCCUAUGAUUGCUUCUCUGUGUUAGUAUGAUGGAGUUAUAAUACUUAUGUAGAAGUGUGUUACACCUUUUCCUCAUGAUUAAUGAUGAGCAACCAUUGAACUCAAUCUAUUAAGAUUAUGGAAUUAUGGUAUAAUUUGUUCAUGUUGGAAGGGAAAUUGUGUGAACUAAAUUGUAACUACAUGCACAAUGUAAUAUGUGUGAAUGAAAAUUGUUGUAUACUUUGUAACACAGAAGAUACAAUGGUAGAAUAUCAAAUGGUUAUUCAUCUUUGUUAAAGCAAAGUUACGACCACUGAAACCAAACUUUAGUUAAUAUUCAAUCAUAUGAUUAUGAGAAAUUUGUGCAGUGGUAUCUGAAAGGUUAAUCUUAUCUCAAUGUACUAAUGUCUUGAUAUGUAUGUAAUUAUGCUUGCCUGUGGUAAAUCUUGUCGUUGAGCUUCCAUGUUUUCUUCUGCUUGUCACAUGCUGAAUUAUUGACUUCAUUAUUGAAAGGCUGUCAGUCUUGACCAUGAUAGGCAACAGUUACAAGUAAUUCAAGGCCAAAUAAGUAGUUUUAGUAUACUCAAUGCAGAAAUCUAUACAGCCCUCAAAAGUCACAUUUUUUUCACAUAACUGUUGAUUUCAAUUUAUAGAAAAUAAUACAGACUGCUACUACUGG